UUACCAAAACUGAAAUUGGGUUGGCGUCACCAACAACAUUGAACAUGGAACGUUGAAGCACCAAACAAAAACAGACAUAGCCACCGCGCUUCCAAGGUGUACACCUGCGAUACUGUACGAACCGUAAACCACGAGCUUCAGGGCUCCACAGCACGCCCAAUGCCUCCCUCUUCUCUGACGCGCUCCGAUGAGGAGUAUCUCCGUGCACAAUCACAAACCCCGGACCAAUCCGCCAAAAUCUCUGAUUCGGAGAUGGAAGAAGAGGACCCAGAAGAAGAGGAAGAUCCGGAAGAAAUAAUUGAAGAGCAAGAAAGCGGUGAAGAUAAUGAGGUAAACGAUGAUGAUGAUGAAGGAGAUUUUACCGAGGAGGAGGAGGAGGUAGAGGUAGAAGAAGAGGUGUCGGGUUCAGGAGAAGAAAGCAAUGAGGAUCGAACAGAUAUUAGUUGUGAUAUGAAGUAUAAGGGGCAUGGCAGGCACUUGGAAUCAAGUGCUACUCAAGGAAAAACGGAAUCAAGUCUACUAUCUAAGGCACUUGCUGUAGAAGACUCUAGCAGCAAUUUAAAAAUUUCUGGUCCCUCGAAAGAGAUAUUGAUGAGGAGCAGCAAAAACCCAGUUCUGUACCAUCGAGAAUUCAAUCAUUUAAAAUCAGGGAAAGAGGAGAUUAUUUCUGAGGGAAAUGGAAGUCAAAAAGUAGUGGUUGAUAAGAAAGAUGCUGCAGCCCUUCUCAUAACAAAAGGCCCUAAAGACAGAAGACAACAGAAAGAUGUUGAGGAUUAUUUGUUUAAUGGUAAGGGUACAAAAUCUGAAAGUUCCAAUCCAUCUAGUGUGUCUGGGAAAAAGUUGGGUGUAGCUGUACCAAUUAGAGAUUGCAUGGUCGAUGAGGCUAAAACAAUUCUGGAUUCUGACGCAAAAACUAAGCCAGUGGACAUGUUAAAGGAUGAUAAAAAGAGGACUGCAUCAAGAUCGGUUACUUCUGAGAGAAAAAGUAGAAGUCUGUCCCCAGGCUUUGAGAUUAAGGAUGGGAAUAAGCGUCUGGCGCUUAUAUGUGAUUUCUUUUCCAAAGGAUGGUGCAUCAAAGGGAGUUCUUGUAAAUUCCUUCAUGUAAAAGAUACUGAAAACAGUAACAAACAUCCUGAAAGAGAUUCACCUGCUGCAAACUUAAGUAGAGACAAAAGUUGUACUAAACAGCAUGAGAUAGAUGCACCUGCUGCAAGGUGGAUUAGAGAAAUCCAACCCGAUGAAGGUUUGAGAAACACUACUGAAACACCAAGGUCGCGUACUUUUACCAAUAAACUUUUUUCUACUGUUGAAAAUAGUGUCGCAGUGUCUUCUUCCCAUAGAAUUCUAGAAAGUGAAUGUAGAGAAAGCCAAGGAAAACAUCAAUUUCAUCACAACCAUAGAUAUUCAUUUUUUGGGAGAGAGGAUUUCGUUUCGGUUCCAUCAGCUACCCAACAAUUGCCUUCAUCCAAAGAUGCUCCUAAUCAUUUCCUUGGUUCCAUUAGAGGUUCGCAUUUCCGCAAUGAUAAGCUCAAUUCUCAAAAACAGUCGGAUUGUGAUGGAGAAUAUAACUCAUUUAGAUCGUUCUCAUUACCCUCCUCUGGUUUUGAACCUCAAAGGUAUUCAUUGGGUUUAGCAGAACGUAGGGAAAAAAUUGUGUCUUAUAGUUGGGAGCCAUCUAUUCCUUUUCGUCCAUCUUUUAUAAUUCCUCCUACAUUUUCAUCUUCGAGUGAUUUGUAUGAUCCCAUUCGCGAUAGCAUCGACUUACCAGGAGAUGGGUUAGUUAAACUUUCUUCCUCUUAUCAAGGGUCAUAUCAACAUACCCAUGGUGAUUUUGGUAGUAGACAUACAAAAUCAUUAUAUGAUCAAGUCCAAGACAAAAUGCAGGGAAAUAACUGUUAUUCAACAACGAGAAGUUCUUUUGUAGUUGGAGUAGAAACAGUUGGGAAUUCUUCGGUCAUUGUGCAGAAUGAUACUAUGACAAAAGAGGAGAAUGUUUCAGGCUCUUCCCAUGUCAAGAAUUCUCCGAAGACAAAGAAAACCGUGACCAAUUUUGAUGUGAGACAUCAAAGCAGUGGGAUGCUACAUUCUAUGGACUUGAAGGAAGAGAGAGGUAAACUAAGUAAUGAAAUUGUUGUGGAGAGCAAGAUAGAUGGGAAUGUUGAGAAGGAAUCAAAGCUGUUCAGAUAUUUCCGUGCGGCUCUUAUAGAGUUUGUGAAAGAAUUGUUGAAACCAACCUGGCGUCAGGGUCAACUAAGCAAGGAUGCCCAUAAUAUAAUAGUAAAAAAAUCAGUAGAGAAGGUUCUUAGCACCAUGCAGCCCGAACAGAUUCCUCCUAACAUGGAAUCAGUUAAGCAAUAUCUUUCAUUAUCCCACCCCAAAAUCUCAAAGCUCAUGGAGGCAUAUACGGUCAAGUAUGGCAAAUCUUGAGAUACUAGGCCGAAUGGUUUUUGACUUGUAAAAAGUUUCUUAUAUAUUGUAGCAAUUGGAAGUCGUGAAGUCUGGAUAAGGCUCCUUUAGUUAGCAUGAUUGACGUGGAAAUUCUCAUGGGAUGUUCUAUGAAUUGCUUGAGAAAUGUUUGCCUUAUGGAUUUCUCCCUUUCAUUCUCUAAUCUAUUUAAAAUAUUUUGUGGAUUUAUCUUUCA
Messenger RNA from Tripterygium wilfordii, 2641 nucleotides. Its product is annotated as protein FRIGIDA-ESSENTIAL 1. The transcript is spliced from 5 exons. Lineage: Eukaryota; Viridiplantae; Streptophyta; Magnoliopsida; Celastrales; Celastraceae. Gene Ontology annotation, molecular function: metal ion binding. The coding region runs from base 160 to 2427 and encodes 755 amino acids. The record is from RefSeq and is a predicted model, not a curated record.